This is a messenger RNA of Diorhabda sublineata, 4452 nucleotides long. RefSeq lists its product as uncharacterized. NCBI's taxonomy places the organism in Eukaryota, Metazoa, Arthropoda, Insecta, Coleoptera, Chrysomelidae. The transcript has 7 exons. The record is from RefSeq and is a predicted model, not a curated record. Bases 182 to 1435 code for a protein of 417 amino acids.
UUACGGAGGCUCUUUACCGGAACGGAUUGCUAAAUUACGUUUACAGUCUGUGGUCUCUCUUCUCAGAUUUAUUCUGUGGUUUAUCAUCGGAAGCGUUGGAGUGGAGAUUUCACGUGGAAUUAGUGAACAAUUCGGUUGUGAGAGUUUUAUAUACAGGAAAAAUAAUUAUAACAUAGAGAAAAUGUGGCAUGCGUUACUGCCGACUCUUUUACCAUUAUUGGUAACUGCAAAACUGGAUUGUUCCAGAACAGAAUACAAUAGAUGCAUAAGGAUUGCAGAUCCUUUGGUGAAGGAAGUACAUCUAGUUUUUCCCGAUAAUCUCAAUGACAUCGAUCAAGUUUGUAAUACUUGGAAUCGAUUUGUGGAUUGUUUGAAAACGUAUACGGAUGAGUGCUUCACCGAACAACAAAGAAAACAAUUUAACAGAGCAGUGGAAAGUCCCAUUGAGAGCGUACAUGAGAUGUGUACUCAACCCAGUUAUCAAAAAGAAUAUCUUCGAUAUGCUCCAUGUAUCAAGGGAACUAUUGUACAAAGAUUACAUUGCGGACCGCAAUAUAACUUAUUGGUGGAUCAAGUGGAACAAGGCGAUAUCAUUUCGAAAUCUACAUUAUGUUGUUCACACGACAGAUUUAAGCAGUGCGUUUACAGAGAAACUAGAAGACUCUGUGAUAGGGGUAUGGCUGAUGGUCCAGCUACUCGAUUUGCCACUCAGAUAAUAGAUAAAGCUCUACGAUUUCUACAAGAGCAAUGUGUCAACUAUAUUCCUAAUUCCGGAGACUGCACAAUCCACCUUACAGACCCUUACGCAGAUCGAACUGAUUCUAUGGUGAUAUCAACUUCAUCUAGUGAGACUCAACCUUGGAGCACGUUUCAAGAUUUAAGACCAAAAGAAGAUUUUUCAAGUAGUAUCGGCCCAACGAAAGUUCCAUUUAGUCCUUCUAGAGCACCAUUUUCAUCACCAAAAUUUCCUUCUACCUUUCCUUGGAGCUUCUCAAGCUCCCCUACCAGUCCAAGUUAUUCAACAUAUAGUACUAAUGAUUUCUUAGGGUCUAGAACUCGUCCAGGAAUAUAUGGAAGAGCUAGUUGGAGUGAAGGAAGUUCAGCGUUACCAGCUAAUACCGUCCAAAUGUUUCCCGAUGUUUCUUCAACGAAAUCAACUAGGCCGGAAUGGGGUAGCUCUUUAGCAUGGAGUACCAGACAAGGAAGUACCAGUCCAAGUUCAAUUUCAACUACGAGGAGAAAUUUUUCUCCAUCUUGGAGCACACAGGAAGUGACUUCGGAAACGUGGUAUCCCGCAGCUGGUAAUCAAAUAAGUAAUGAAGUAGAUGAACCAAAUCAACUCGGGUUGCAAAAACCUAAAAAUUCUGUUAAUAAAUUAUAUCCGUUAGCUUUAGUUUUACUCAUUUUCAUAAGUAGUUCAAUACAUUUAGUUUAGUUAAUUAAUAAGCUGUUGACGUAAUAAAUAUGUCUCAAUAUGUCGUUAAACACACUUUAUCGAACUGACACAAUAACAAAUAAUGAUUAUUCCUUUGAGAAAACAUAAUAUAAUUAGGUUAUAAAAGACUAAAGUGCCUUCGAAACGAUCAAUUAAAUUAUAAUCGAGAUUAAUGAGGCUCCAAUGAACACCUCAAUGUUUUAUCAAUCACCAGCUGCUCUCGAGCCUAUUGUUUGUGAAGAGUAUGGUUUCUUAAGGCCGCUUGACAUGGUGCAAGACAACGUGCAAGAAAUUGCAUUCAAUUUCAUGCAGGGUCAAAAUAUUGCAUAUCGCUUAGCAUUAUGCAAGUCUGUAGCCAUUGCAUUAUGGAUACCACUAACUAAAUUCUAUUAGUAAAAUUAAACAAUUUCCUAACCUAAGUUUUUGUUCAAUAUUCCGUAGCCGGCUAAAAAUGAGAAUAACAAAACGAGUGGCGAAGUGAAAAAGUGGUCAGUGGAGAACUGUCAAAUCUGCUGCUGUCUUGAUUUUUGAGCCUGAUAGACAGGUUGGUUGUUAAGCUAAAAGUAACUAGAUUUCUCCCUAGAGCUUGCACGCAAUAAAAAUGGCACAAAAGCGAUAAUGUGUGCGAGAUAUUACAUAUGACAAUCAGCUGAACUUCAUCUGCGAAUGCUUUCUAUCAAGAAAUAUUGCGUCUUGCAUUGCAUUGUACGGUGUAUGGCAGCAUGUUAAGCGGCCUUUAGCUGAACUAUAUCAUCGCUUGCUUUAGAUCAAGAAAUAUUGCGACUUGCCUUGGGGGCUUUUUGGCAUCAACUUUUGCGCUAUACGGAUGAGACGAAAGAGAAGUACAAGGUGUUUUUUGUAAAACAAUUUUUAUUCAUAAAAUCUUUAGAUUUUACUUUCCACGGCUGUGGAUGAUCGCAAAUGGAUAUGCGCAUCCAUUUUGAUCUUUACAUAAGGUACAGCGUCAUGAAUUUUUGACAAAGGUGUAUCAAAAUGAACAGGUUUUCUCAAAAAUUAUGUUGAAAUAGGUAUUUCCUCCCAAAAGGGGUUGUUUUCAUAAAGUAGUGCUAAAAUAAAUAAUACCAAUAUUUAAUGUUUAUAAUUUUAGGUUGAAACGGUGAUUAUGCGACAUUUUUCUUACAGUUCUUGAAAUGACGACACUUGUCAGAAGCGUGGUAGGAGCUAUUACACACUAAAAAAGUUUUCUUGAUGUACGGACCAAAUAAAUGUGUUAUAGUGUUAUAACGAGUUUCGAAAUAUCACAGUUUUUAUGCAAGUUCAGAAGUAACGUCCAAAGUCUGCAGUAUACCGUUUUUUCAAAUUUACCGCCGAAACUAAGAUAAAUAUGACAGCUUACAGCAUUAGUACGUUCAUGCCAUAUAUGUACUACUCCUAUAUGGGCAGUUCUUAAGGGAAAAAACGUCUCUACGCUACGGUGUCGACAGUAUUCAUUUUCUCUUUCGUUCGAGACACUUUAUCCAUACUGCGCAUGCUUCAUGCGCGCAAAAGACGCGCAGAACUUAUUGAAGCCCACGGAGGAAAGAGAGAACGAUACACUAUUUGUUUCACUUAGUCGGAACACCUUUCACUUAUAGAAACUGUCGAAAUAGGAGUAUUACAUAUAUGGUCCAUGCAUAUUGACGUUUAUUCCCCCCUACAUAUUUGUGUUAUAAAAAAACGCUAUUGAAAGCAUCACGCGUUCUUUAUCCGCCAUGUUUUCGAAGUACGUGAGGCUCAACGGGGUACCUAUUAUCAUGGCCGACCGAUUGUCAAUCUCUAGAUUUGACGAUCAAUUGCUGCCGUCAAUCGGACCCCUGAAUGUGCUUCAAUCAAAUAUUCUUCAAUCGCAGUCAAGUCAUCAAUCGUUUCCAAUCAAUACAUCAAUGAGACUGAUUGUCAAUUUAAUUGAGCGUCUAGAGGGCACUUGAAAGUCGUUUUUUUGUCAGCCAAUAUCAAAAUUCAAAUACGUCCUUAUAAUAUAAUAAAAUCUAAUAUAUAAGAAACAAUCUACAAUAGAAUUCAAUGGUGAUGAACAAAAUGUAUUUUCGAUGAUAUCAUUUUGAUAUUAUGAAAAAAAAACUAGUCGAUACUGUGUCUGCUUGUACCUGUAAAAAGUGAAUUGCUUAGCAAAUACCUUAUAUGUAGUGAGAAACAAAAUAUUGAUGGCUUAAGCCAUUGAUUGAAAAUUAUCUUCUAGUAUAAAUCUAGUUGAAAUGAAUGGGUUGGAAUUUUAUUAAUUUUCUGAGUAUACUGGUUAAAUGAAAACAUAUCAAUUUUUGAGUGUACAGAGGCACAAAACAGGUUUGAUUGUCAGAUCAAAACAUAUAUUUUCGUAAAGUAAAAAAUACAAACAUAAGCUACAUUUAGAUAUAUUAUUAUUUUAUAUAUAAUGGUGAAUAUUUGGCUUCUAGAAAGUCUCCAACAAUAGCCUACUAGCAUUCCUCGACUUCAGUUCUCUUCAUGGCGCUUCUCCAUUAAAGAAAUGUCCUGAUGGAACCUCUCGCCUUGUUCGUCACUUACAUAAUCCUAACUAGAGUCAAGAAUUUAUAUUUUUAGACAUAUAACACCCCAAAACUUUAUAUGACACUAUAAGUUUACAGCACCAGCGUUCACAAAAUAUUUCCCGGCGAGGUUUUCUGAUCAUUCAAUUUCUCUCCAAAGCUGUUAUCCUUUAUUAGUUGUUGUCUUUAAGGAUCACAACUAUUCCCUAUCUAAUUUUUAUACAUUUUUUUUCCCAUCAAAGAGGUGUCCAAGUAUGAUUCAAUAAUUGGUUUGACUACAUUCUGAAUAUAAAUGUUACCACGCCUUAAUAGUUUUUCGUUGUUACCGCAAACUGAAAAUUAGAAUAUAUCUUGUUUCUCACUAAAAGAUAAUAUUAUUUUUCUAUCUUAAAUAAACCUCAAAUUUAUUGUUAACAAAUAACCGCACUAGUCAAAAAUUGAAUAGUCAUAAUGUAUUUUAGAAAUUAAAUUUUAUAAAUGUAAAAUAACAUUAUUCAAUAAAAAUUUAAUCGUUAA